GGCGCUCCACCAGGCUUGCGGAGACGGAUUGCUUCCUACAGUUCGUCCCCGGCCUUCACCCUGUGACAGACGCUUGGCUCAAGAUGAACCUCAACUUCACUGCUCCUCUACACCCAGCGUCUUCUCAGAGGCCCACGUCCUUCUUCAUUGAGGACAUCCUGCUGCACAAGCCCAAGCCACUAAGGGAGAUGGCCCCUGACCACUUCACCAGCUCUCUGGCCUCCCGGGUCCCUCUGCUAGACUACGGCUACCCCCUCAUGCCCACACCCACCCUCCUGGCUCCUCACCCCCAUCACCCUCUGCAUAAGGGAGACCAUCACCACCCUUAUUUCCUCACCACCUCGGGGGUGCCUGUGCCGGCGCUGUUCCCGCAUCCCCAGCACACCGAGCUGCCCGGGAAGCAUUGCCGCCGCCGCAAGGCUCGCACGGUUUUCUCGGACUCUCAGCUCUCCGGCCUGGAGAAGAGAUUCGAGAUCCAGCGCUACCUGUCCACGCCAGAGCGGGUGGAGCUGGCCACGGCCCUCAGCCUGUCCGAGACGCAGGUGAAAACGUGGUUCCAGAACCGGCGGAUGAAGCAUAAAAAGCAGCUGAGGAAAAGUCAGGACGAGCCCAAAGCGCCAGAUGGGCCCGAGAGCCCUGAGGGCAGCCCCCGCGGCCCCGAGGCCUCAGGUGCAGAGGCUCGCUUGGGCCUGCCCGCUGGCCCCUUCGUGCUGACCGAGCCCGAGGACGAGGUGGACAUUGGGGACGAGGGGGAGCUGGGCCCAGGGCCGCACGUGCUCUGAGCCCCGUGGCUGGGGAGGCGGGGAGCACGCGGCGGGGCAGGGAGCGGUUCCCUCCGGGAUGAGGAACGCUCGGACUCGGGUCGGGGGCGGGCCUCGAAGAUCCGUUCCUGGAACAAAAACAAAACACACCUGUCAACCCUCCAACCCGCGCGGCGCCCCGUGGCUCGGCCUACGCCCUCCUCCCCCUCCCGCCCGCGGGCUCCCUGCCGGGCGAGCGUGCACCUGCGUUAGCUCAUUCCCGCGCCCCGCGUCUUAAGUGGCGCAAGCUGGACCCUGGGCUCUAAGUCCGCCGCGAUCGCAGACCCUCUCGGUCCUCUCCUCUACUCCACCUGCCCCCAGCUCUGUUGUCCAGGCUUCGAGACCUCUCCACCCGGACCUUUUGCCGUUCCUUGGGUAGACCGAUUGGCUGCAGGUAAGGGACCCGGAGUGUGGGCCGUCCGCUCUGCGGGGAUCCAGGUAGAACGAAAACCAAAUGCUUAAGUUGUCUUUGCCGGACAGACUCGCGGGCUGCUAGCCACAAACCUUCUACUGGGGUUCCCGCACUACACAUCUCUUAACUCAAAAACUAUGGCGACAACCCCUCCUCCGGGCGGCGCUUCCAUCCUCUCCCUUCACUGUUCCCCUCCUGAGCUUCCGGUUCGGCACCCAGGCACCCUUAAGCUUGUGGCCCCCGGGGACACCCGCUCUACACGCCUCACCUCCCCCAGUCCCAAUACCGAGCGGCGCCCACGAGCGGCCAGAAACUUGGACAGGAAAACCUACCGAGCAGUUUCUGCCUCCCGACCUGGCUGUAUCUGUCCCGCAACUCUUACACGGCCUGUGGGCUACUGCUAUUUUAAAAGUGAGUGUUCCUUGGGCUGUGUGCGGAAAUGCUCGUUUUCGUUGCAUUUUAGGGAAUGCGGCGCUUUAGCGGGAGUAAAACUAAGCAAGCAUCCGCUUCCGGACGUGCCCCAGCGUGUGGACUGUUGCGGUGGGGCAGGAGUCUGGCCCAGCGCGUCGCCCCUCUCCCUCUCCCCUAGGAGGUCUCCUAUUCUCUUCCUC
Molecule: messenger RNA, 1823 nt
Organism: Mustela lutreola (European mink)
Lineage: Eukaryota; Metazoa; Chordata; Mammalia; Carnivora; Mustelidae
Gene: BSX
Product: brain specific homeobox
Exons: 3
Coding region: 84-782 (232 amino acids)
Biological process (GO): regulation of DNA-templated transcription
Molecular function (GO): DNA binding; DNA-binding transcription factor activity, RNA polymerase II-specific
Source: RefSeq, a predicted model, not a curated record